AAUGUUGCUCCUCCAAAUUUCACUCAUCCGGUGAAGAAAGAGGCGGCGGCAGAGACUCGGGUCCUCACUGUGUGGCAGUUGAUGGACCGACAGUGGUGAAUCAGGGUGAAGAUAUCGCGGAAACGCGAGACGAGGAGCACCAGCAAAGGGAGUGUUCGUGUCCAAAGAGCGGAUUUGUUCUACGUUUCCUGAAAAAAGCUUGGACUAAAAUGCGUGGCAGUGAUAUGUCCGAUGAUGGGGACGAUGAACCGAAUAUGUAUGAAUAUUCAGAACUAGAGGAAUUGGAAACACCACCACGAUAUCGUCCAGAUUCACUAAGUGCCCUAUGCAGAGCAACACGUUUUUCCGAAGCUGAAAUUAAACGAAUUUAUCGUGGUUUCAAGGCUGAAUGUCCAACUGGAGUGGUCCGGGAAGACACCUUCAAGGUCAUCUAUUCACAAUUCUUCCCCCAGGGAGCGAAUAGCGGACAGUAUGCACAUUAUGUUUUCAACACACUGGACCAAGACCGAAGUGGAAUAGUUAGUUUCGAGGAAUUUGUGCAGGGAUUGUCAAUACUCUCACGAGGGACUCUAGAGGAAAAGUUGCGGUGGACCUUUUCAUUGUAUGACAUAAACGGGGAUGGAUUUAUAACCAGAGAAGAAAUGACUGAUAUUGCGACUGCCAUUUACGAUCUUGUUGGCCAUUUACCAAUCGAUCCCACAGCCACACCGGAAGAGGAUAGAAUUAAGGAGAAGGUGGACCGAAUAUUUCAGAAAAUGGACGCAAAUGGCGAUGGAGUGGUGACAUUAGAGGAGUUCCUGGACUGCUGUCGCAACGACGAAGCCAUCUCACGGUCGAUGGCCGUGUUCGACAGCUCCUUCUGA
This is a messenger RNA of Phlebotomus argentipes, 863 nucleotides long. RefSeq names its product Kv channel-interacting protein 4-like. Lineage: Eukaryota; Metazoa; Arthropoda; Insecta; Diptera; Psychodidae. The transcript is spliced from 8 exons. The coding region runs from base 210 to 863 and encodes 217 amino acids. The record is from RefSeq and is a predicted model, not a curated record. Gene Ontology annotation, molecular function: calcium ion binding.